Molecule: messenger RNA, 2102 nt
Organism: Sorghum bicolor (sorghum)
Lineage: Eukaryota; Viridiplantae; Streptophyta; Magnoliopsida; Poales; Poaceae
Product: tubby-like F-box protein 7
Exons: 5
Coding region: 394-1755 (453 amino acids)
Molecular function (GO): protein binding
Source: RefSeq, a predicted model, not a curated record
AUCCAUCACACUGUUUUGUCCUCACCUCCACCUCCACCUCCACCUCGUCCAUCUCGCUCGUCUUCCUCCUCCCCUCGCUCCAUAAAAUCCGAUCGACAGCUCCUGACCGCUCCUCACUCCCCACUCUGGCUGUUUCUCGCGCCUCGCGCGCCCACCCACCCACCUUCACGCGUAGCUGGGAGUACUCAUAAAGCCCCCGUCACCACCACCACACACACACGCGCGCGAGAUAGAUCGACGUCGUCUUACAAUCGCACAGACUCGUCAUCUCUUCUUGUUCGUUCGAAAGACUGGAUCUUUCCACAGUUCCUGUUCGGAGAGCCGCCGGAUCUUUUCGAGGAGGCUUCGAUCUGCUCUCCGCCAACGUGUCGGUGACUUGCACCUUAUCUGAAGAUGUCUUUUCGGAGCAUGGUUCGUGAUAUAAGGGAAAGUUUUGGGAAUAUAUCGAGGCGGAACUUUGAGGUGAGAAUUCACCACAGAGGGAAGUCUCUUGGAUCUUCAAGUGACUUGCAAGACAAGCCUGCUGAAAUUCAGCAAAGCAGGUGGGCUAGCCUUCCUCCUGAGUUACUCCGCGAUGUGAUGAAAAGAUUGGAGGAAGAUGACAGUAGCUGGCCGGAUCGCAAGGAUGUUGUUUGUUGUGCCUCUGUUUGUACAACCUGGAGGGAUAUGUGUAAGGAUAUAGUGAGAAGUCCAGAACAUUGUGCAAAGCUCACAUUUCCAAUAUCUCUUAAACAGCCUGGACCCCGAGACGGAGUAAUCCAAUGUUUCAUAAAAAGGGAUAAAUCAAAACUAACAUACCGGCUCUACUUGUCCCUUAGCUCUGCUGUGCUUGAUGAGAAUGGAAAGUUCCUAUUAGCAGCGAAAAGGAGCCGCAGGAUGGCGCACACGGAGUAUGCUAUUUUUAUGGGUUCAAGGAAUUUCUCCCGAUCGAGUACUGGCUACAUUGGGAAAUUAAGGUCAAAUUUCCUUGGAACUAAAUUUAUCAUCUAUGACACACAGCCUCCGUACAAUGCUGGGAAACUUUGCGCACAGGAACGUGCCCCCAGCCGUCGGUUGUCUUCCAGGAAAGUUUCACCAAGAGUUCCAACAGGCAGCUACCCCAUUGCUCAGGUAAACUACGAGCUGAAUGUGCUCGGAACCCGGGGGCCAAGGCGGAUGCAGUGUGCUAUGCAUUCCAUCCCCGCGUCAGCAGUUGAGCCUGGCGGUGUCGUGCCUGGCCAAUCGAAAGAGCUCCUCCCAAGGCUAUUCGAUGAGUCCUUCAGCAGCACAGCAACUUCUUUCUCCAAGUACUCUGUCGUGGACAGCUCCAUGGACCUGAGCAGCUGCCGAUUCUCCGAGCUCAGUGGAGGGGCUCUGCAAGAAGGCAGCGACGACUCAGAGAAGGAGAGGCCUCUGGUUCUGCGCAACAAGGCGCCAAGGUGGCACGAGCAGCUGCAGUGCUGGUGCCUCAACUUCCGCGGGCGUGUCACUGUGGCCUCGGUCAAGAACUUCCAGCUGAUAUCUUCCGUGCCACAGCCAGCUCCCGUGGGGGUUUCUUCUGCUCCACCGCUGGCGGUAACACCUCCUACACAGACACAGCCACAAGCCUCCGGUCCGUCUUCAGCGUCGUCCAGCCAUGUCCAUGACCCAGUGAUCCUGCAGUUCGGCAAGGUCGGGAGGGACAUGUUCACCAUGGACUACCGGUACCCGCUGUCGGCCUUCCAGGCCUUUGCCAUAUGUCUGACGAGCUUCGACACCAAGCUGGCCUGUGAAUGAAUAGAUGGGACGAGUAGUGUAUCGUAGCAGGGCAGCAGCGCUGAGAGUCUUGAGCGAUCGUUUUAUGUGUUUAAGUGAUAAGCAGAGGCAUUCUGAGCCUUUGCAUGUAAAUAAUUUACAGUAGCUGUUGAUUCAAGUAUUGUUUCGUGAGAUGUUGCUUCAGAAACCUGAAAGUGGAUAGCAACGCAAUUUUUUUUUUUUUUGGGGUGGGGGGGGGGGGGGGGGUCGGGAUCAGGGAAGCAAUCUGAGACAAGUCUGAACUUACUUUUGUUGGUAAGUUGCUGACUCUGUAUGUGCUACUCUAUUCUCCCUGUGUAAAGAAAAAUGCAUAUCUUGUUUUCCAAUGA